AUGGAAGGUGAUGAUUCAGAGUCCGAUCCGCCGUCGGCCUUCGAUCAUCUGCUGCAGGUGCUCGGAAAAAGGUCGCGGUCUGAUAAGCGACGCAAAAUAGACAGUUCGGAUAACGAGAUAGAUGACUUGUCCAACAUUCUAUCGGCUUCUUUCGAUGCCGACGCAGAAUCCGAUCCUGAGGUGGUGUCUGAAGAGACCCGCGACGGCAUCGCUGUCGACGCAUUUAAUUCCUUCAAUAUGGGAUAUGACGAAUACCUUACGGCUACAGCACCAAUCUCUGCAACGUCAUCCAUACCGAUACCUUUCUUCAAAAGCUGCCAAUUUAAGUGUUUGACGCCUAUUCUACAGGAGGUACUGAAAUCCAAAGUGCUACCAAGAGUGGUGUCGGGUGUGAAUUCUUUCGGAUUUCACGAAGCGGUGCAGAAGAAGCUUUCGAAGUUGUAUAAAAGGGCGCAUUCAGGUGGAUGGAUGCCAAAGGACCGCGGUCGUCUGCGCUACUUCUUCAAUUGCAUGAACAGUUAUGUCGAUGUGUUUUAUGCGGGAUGCAAAGUCACUGACGUCUCAUCUGCGCGAUUCCUCAUGGCACUACAUGCGGCUAACCACAUAUGCAAAAGCGUGACUUCGCCAGUGGAGCAGUCUCACGGUUUCACUAGGCCGCGUGUGUUGUAUAUCUGUGGUCUGAAGUGCAUGGCACGCGAUUUCAUCCAACACCUUGUGACCCUGCUAUCCGUCAAAAAGGGGGAUCCCAAGGUAGAGAAGUUCUACGAAGAGUAUGACCUUCCUGAAGAGGACACUGCAGCGCAGAUGUCAAGCUUCAGCAAAACGCAGAAAUCACUGGACUAUAUCGAAACAUUUUCCGGUAAUCAGGAUGACGCCUUUAAGAUGGGUUUGCGGUACCAAGGUGGGAUGUUGCACCUAUAUACGCCAUUUUACACGAGUGACAUUAUAGUCACCUCGCCUCUGGGUAUCAAGAUAAUGAUGCAGGAGGAAGAUGAAUACGACUUUUUGUCCAGUAUUGAGGUGUUGCUAAUUGAUCGCAUGGACGUUCUGAAGUUUCAGAACUGGCAUUUUUUCAUCGAGGUCUUUGAGAAAUUGAAUCGGCCGCUAAAGAAAUGGCGUGAUGCUGACCUCAGCCGCCUACGCGUAUCGACAAUGGACGGCCAGAGCGAAGUUUACCGUCAGACAGUGGGCGUAUCUUGUACCCAGCAUUUUGUGUUCAACGCUUUUUUCAAGCGCCUAGUUAACCGUCGAGGGUCAAUAAAGCUAUCAUACGUGCCACCACAAGACUUCGUGCUUCUAGGAUCCCAGCUGAGGGUGAAGCAGCUAUUCAUCAAAGUGGCGGCGACAAGCGUGAGUGGCGCAGACGCAGCGCUAUUAAACUAUUUCCUGAAGAACAUGCUAAACAGCAUACAGGGAAUCGGUGGAGUGUUGGUAGUCCUAGGUGACUACACGCACUUUUUGAGGGUAAAAAAGGAGCUGAAAAUAGCCAACUUCGAAUACCUCCCCUGUCAUGAAUCAAAUUCAAGCAAACAAAUGCUAUUUGCUCGUCAACAGUUCCAAGCCGGGAAAACGCCCGUAGUUUUGACGACGUCACGUUUGCUCUUCUUUAAGCGGUACGUGAUAAAGGGAACUUGCCGCGUGCUUUUUGUCGUCCCACCGGACUACCCAGAGCUGUACCGUGAGGCUUUCAAAAUGCUGGAUUUAUCGAAGAAAAACGCUGUCGUGACCUUGUACACGCGCUUUCAUGCUCACCAGUUGGAGCCCAUUGUCGGCGUCGCUAAGGUUCACAAGCUAGUGUCCGCUGCAGACACAAAGGUGACAGAGUUUCAUUAA
Molecule: messenger RNA, 1833 nt
Organism: Babesia ovata
Lineage: Eukaryota; Apicomplexa; Aconoidasida; Piroplasmida; Babesiidae
Product: U3 small nucleolar RNA-associated 25 isoform X1
Exons: 4
Coding region: 1-1833 (610 amino acids)
Biological process (GO): maturation of SSU-rRNA from tricistronic rRNA transcript (SSU-rRNA, 5.8S rRNA, LSU-rRNA)
Cellular component (GO): nucleolus; small-subunit processome
Molecular function (GO): rRNA binding; U3 snoRNA binding
Source: RefSeq, a predicted model, not a curated record